Messenger RNA from Pseudopodoces humilis (Tibetan ground-tit), 2848 nucleotides. RefSeq names its product Rho GTPase activating protein 36 (gene ARHGAP36). Gene Ontology annotation, biological process: signal transduction. Lineage: Eukaryota; Metazoa; Chordata; Aves; Passeriformes; Paridae. The record is from RefSeq and is a predicted model, not a curated record.
AUGGAGCCCGUGGCCCUGCAGAGCCUGUCCGAGCUGGAGAGGGCCAGUCUGCAGGAGCUGGCGCUGUUCAGGCUGCAGGAGAGGCUGCCCGGGGGACACCUCAGCCUGGCCAGAGAUGGCUCCAAAGGCAUUAAAUCCAUCCGGCAGAAGCUGGAGAGCUUCUCCAAGGAGAGGAAAGACUGCUCUCCCCACACCUUCGGGGUGCCGCUGUGCCAGGUCAUCGCCCACGACCGCGCGUGCCGCCAGCUGCAGGAGGCCGUGGGCAGGAGCCGCCGGCUGUGCCUGCAGGUGGAGGCCACGGUGACGAGGUUCCGCGCUCAGAGGCACAAGAGGAUGGGGAUGGGCAGCAGCUGCAUCCGAGCUCCCCACGGCGGCUUCCCCGAGGAGCCGCUCUCCCCGGCGGCUCUCCUGGACAAGAGCUCCUGGAGCCAGCGCAGGGGGGCCAUGUCCGUGGAUUCCAUCACGGACCUGAGUGACAACGCGUCCGAGCUGCUGGAGGCCCUGCAGCUCUCACACCCCCACGAGCUGGACCCUCGCAGGAGCCGCGCCAAGAAGAAGCAGCUGAGCCUGAACCCCAUCACCUGGCAGGUGCCACGGAUCGUGGACAGGUGCUGCACACACCUGGAGACGCACGGGCUCCAAACCGUCGGCAUCUUCCGCGUUGGGAGCUCCAGGAAAAGAGUCCAGCAGCUGAGGGAGGAGUUCGAUCAAGGGCUGGAUGUUUUCUUGGAUGAGCAUCAGAGUGUUCAUGAUGUGGCUGCCCUGCUCAAGGAGUUUCUCCGGGAUAUGCCCGAUUCCCUGAUUCCCAGAGAGCUCUAUGGAGCCUUCCUGAGCACAGCCAGCAUGGAGGGGCCAGCCCAGCUGGACACCCUGCAGCUGCUGCUGUUCCUGCUGCCCCCGUGCCACAGCGACACCCUGCUCCGGCUCCUGCGCUUCCUGGCCCGGGUGGCCCAGCACGCCCAGAGCUCCUGGGACCCCGAGGGCCGCGAGAUCCCUGGGAAUAAAAUGACAGUGUCAAACCUGGCUACGGUCUUUGGUCCCAACAUCCUGCAGAAGGAGAAGCCUGGAGAGAAAGAUGCCGGUGCCCUGAACUUUGAGGACAGUGCUGCCAUAAUCCUGGUGCUCCAGAGGCUGAUCGAGCACCACCACUCCCUGUUCAUGGUGUCCCCAGAGAUGCAGUGUGACGUGCUGAGGAGGCUGUUCCAGACAGACCCCGAUGUCAUCGAGUACCUGCUGCGCAGGAAGUUCCCUGACCUGCCGAGCCCAGAUCUCGAGGAUGGCGGGGAGGAGCGAGCUCCAUCCGCAGCGCCCGGCUGGACACGCAGCCUGGAGCGGGGCUCGGUCUCCUCGGGGCUCUACAGCAGCGUCUCCUUCCUAAACCUGGAUGUCGGCAUCUAGCGAGCCCCAGGACACCUCCAGGCAGCUUUUCCUCCAGAACCCAGCCCCUGGCUGACCGUGGGGGCAGAGCUGCCCUCGGGGGUCCCCUGCCAGGCUGGCACCCCCCGGCAGGUCCAGCUGCUGCCACGCUCUGGGCACUGCCCUCCCCGGCCACCUCCUCCUCCUGGGAAUGGAUCUCCAGCCCUGGGCCUCGGGAAUGGAUCUCCAGCCCUGGGCCUCGGGAAUGGAUCUCCAGCCCUGGGCCUCGGGAAUGGAUCUCCAGCCCUGGGCCUCGGGAAUGGAUCUCCAGCCCUGGGCCUCGGGAAUGGAUCUCCAGCCCUGGCCCUGCAGGAACUGGAGCUUCCCCCUGGGGAGGACAGGCUGGGGGAGCUGGGACUGCUCAGCCUGGAGAAGAGACGGCUCACAGGGACCUUAUCCAUGGAUCCAAGUGCUUCUGCAAGGGCCUGGCUGACAGGACACAGGGAAUGGCUUCCCAGGGCCAGAGGGCACGGCUAGGUGGGAUAUUCAGAGGAAUUCUUCCCUUUUGAGGGCACUGAGGCCCUGGCACAGGCAGGGACACCUCCCACUGCACCAGGCUGCUCCAAGCCCCGUCCAGCCUGGCCUGGAACACGUCCUGGGAUGGGGCAGCCACAGCAGGGCACUCUGAGGGGAAAAAACCCAGUACUUCUGCAAACAGUAUUCCAUAUUCCAGCACAGCCCUCACCCUGGUCUGGAGGCACCCAGACCUUCUCUGGUGCUCAGGGCUGGGCUCUGCUCCCUGCCCUGCGCUCGGGACGGGUGGGGAAGCGUUUCCCGUUGGAGCCUGUGCUGUGAGAUAGCUGCUGAGACCCCGGCAGCUGAUAAACUCCAGAGAGCAGCAGUGGAGUCUGGAGGAGCAGAUAAACGUGGGACACCGUGGGGCUGGGGGGGUUCCAGAGGCCACCGGAACACUCGAGGUCAGCUGUGAAACCAGCGCUGCGUCCAGCCACUGCUCUGGGCGGGACUGCAGCUGCUGCAAGAGCAGCCCCAGCCUUUCCAAUCCCUUCCUAGGGUGGAACAACACUGGCACGGGUCCCCAGAGCAGCUGGGGCUGCCCCUGGAUCCCUGGAAUGUCCCAGGCCAGUGCCACAGGGGGCUCGAGGGGGCUCGGGGAGCUCUGGGCAGUGCCGGCUCCCUCUGGCUACUACAGCACCACAAAAGUCGCCGUCGGGUGUCUAUUCCUGGCACUGUGGAUGGGAAAUUGCUGGAAACUCCGCUUGAGGGCAGCCUCAAGCCUGGCCACGGCCGCUGGAGCACACGGGGCUGUCUUGGAGCUGUCCUGUUCCAAAUAAACCCCUCGCCGGACCCUGCAGGGCUCAUUCGUGGGCUCGCCGUGGCUCUGGGGGGGCUGCCCGGCUUUUGGCUUCUGUUCUUGGGGCUCUGUGCCCUGCAAGCCUUGGGGGUGACCCCAGAAACAGCGGGGAGGGUUCUG